Molecule: messenger RNA, 852 nt
Organism: Cuculus canorus (common cuckoo)
Lineage: Eukaryota; Metazoa; Chordata; Aves; Cuculiformes; Cuculidae
Gene: CYSTM1
Product: cysteine rich transmembrane module containing 1
Exons: 4
Coding region: 16-528 (170 amino acids)
Cellular component (GO): extracellular exosome
Source: RefSeq, a predicted model, not a curated record
AGAAGGCUGACGAUCAUGGCUGAGACUCAAAAUCUGCACAUCGCCAGGAGUGGGUGCACAGUACUGAGCAUCCAGGUCAGUCUAGCCCAGCUGCUGCCCUUUCCGGCACCAUCCAGAGAGGAUCCUGCUUGUCAGCCCCUCCUGCUCCAUGCCUGCUGCAGCAAGCCUCAGAGGACAGAUUCUGCAUCCCACAUGAACUACGACAAUCCUCCGCCUUACCCCGGCCCGGGCCCGACUGCCCCAUACCCCCCGUACGCCCAGCAGCCGGGCGCCCCCCCUGGGCCGUACCCCGGAUACCCCCCCGGGCCAGCGGGACCCUGCCAGCCCGGCCAGCCGGGUUACCAAGGUUAUCCCCAGUAUGGAUGGCAAAAUGCACCUCCACCGCCUGGACCAGUGUACGCAGAUGGGCCGAAAAACACAGUGUACGUCGUGGAAGAGCGUCGCAGGGACGACACAGGCGAGAGCGCGUGCCUGACGGCGUGCUGGACGGCGCUGUGCUGCUGCUGCCUCUGGGACAUGCUGACCUGAGCACCCCACUCCCGCCCUGCUGUGGGCCCCACUCCCGUCCCCACUGCUUCCGUUACUGCAAUCACCGCUCUGCUUUGCACAGCCAAGGGUUCCGUCUGUCAGUCCGAGCGCCUCGCGGGGUGGGGGGUGCUCCUUUAUUGUAGUAAAGGAAAAAAAAACAAAACGUUUUUAAUGUUUCUAAGACUUUUGUUGUAACUUUGACGAACGCUCUCAGGGCGUGUUUUAGCCUGAGGUGUUCUGAUGAAAUGUCUAUUUAUCAGUUGAGAUUUUCCUAGUCCCAGACAUGGAGACAUAUGCAAUAAUUAAAGCCAACAGUUGAUUUUC